AUGUCUGGCGAGAAGAUUUUUGAAGGCGUCUUCGCCGUCCACAAGCCACAAGGCGUCACCUCCGCCGACGUGAUCCGCACCCUCCAAAAGCACUUCAACCCCUCGAAAACAUUCCAGCCAUGGCUAGAGUCAGAGCGCGAACGCCGCGAUCGCGAAAGCCAAUUCCAGCGCAAACGCCGCCGCCAUCAGCGCCUAGAUGUCAAGAUUGGCCACGGCGGAACCCUAGACCCGCUCGCGACGGGUGUACUCAUCACCGGCAUUGGCAAGGGCACGAAAUCCCUGCAGGAUUUCCUGGCCUGCACGAAGAGCUAUGAGACCGUUGUUGGAUUUGGUGCUGAGACGGACACCUACGACCGCCUUGGAAAAAUUGUUCGCCGCGCUCCUUACGAACAUAUCACUCGUGAAACAGUUGAAAAGGCGCUUGCUCAAUUCCGUGGUAAGAUUAUGCAGCAGCCGCCUAUUUUCUCGGCGCUGCGUGUUGAUGGCAAGAAGCUCUAUGAGUAUGCGCGUGAGGGCAAGGUGCCUCCCAUUGAGAUCAAGCAUCGCCCCGUUGAGGUUUUGGAGAUGGAGAUUAUGGAGUGGUAUGAGUCUGGCACGCAUGAGUUCAAGUUUCCCGAGCAGGAGAUGACUGGUGACGAGAAGAUCGUUGCUGAGAAGCUUCUUGACAAGGAUACCGCGGAGCCUGCUGCUCCAUCGGCUGAGGGUGAGGUUGCUGGCCAAGAGGCUGAAGCUUCAUCGUCCACCAAGCGCAAGUCGCCACCUCCUGCUGAUGAGGUGAAGGAGGAAAGCGCAGAGGGUAGCAAGAAGCAGAAGGUUUCAGAGACUGAGGCGGCGCCUGCGCCGUCGGAGCCAGCAGCAGCUGAACCUGCAGCUACUGAACCCGCUGCCACAGAGACUCCUGCUGCGUCCACAAACCAGAUAAAGACCCAAACCCCGGCUGUGAAGAUUAAGAUGACUGUCACUUCUGGCUUCUAUGUCCGCUCGCUUGCACACGAUCUUGGUAAAGCUGUCGGCAGCUCUGCCUACAUGAGCGAGUUGAUUCGGAGCCGCCAGGGUGACUAUGUGCUUGAUCCCGAGAAAAUUCUGGAGUAUAAGGACCUCGAGGCUGGCGAGGAAGUCUGGGGACCCAAGGUGAAGAAGUUCUUGGGAGAGUGGGAAGAGAAGAGAGCCACUGUCGCCAAGUCUGAAGCUGCUCAGCAAUAG
This is a messenger RNA of Penicillium antarcticum, 1203 nucleotides long. RefSeq names its product pseudouridine synthase PUS4. Gene Ontology annotation, cellular component: mitochondrion. The record is from RefSeq and is a predicted model, not a curated record. Gene Ontology annotation, molecular function: RNA binding; pseudouridine synthase activity. Gene Ontology annotation, biological process: mRNA pseudouridine synthesis; tRNA modification. The transcript has 2 exons. Lineage: Eukaryota; Fungi; Ascomycota; Eurotiomycetes; Eurotiales; Aspergillaceae. Bases 1 to 1203 code for a protein of 400 amino acids.